AUGACUAAGACAAUUAGCGCUGGUUGUUGUGAUGAUAAAAGUAGUAAUAGAAGUAGAAGUAGAAGUAACAAUAGUAGUAGUAAUGAUAGUAGCAGUACUCAUAAACUAGAACAUAUCAUAUUACCUUCUUCAGUGAAAGAGUUACAAAAGGAUGCUACUAAUAUUGAUUGUGACGAGAAUAAUGAUAGUAAUAUAUCUGCAAGCAUUAUACCGACAAAUCAAGAAAUAUGUGACGCAGUGCUAUUAUUAUGGCAUGAAGAGCCAAUUCAAGAAGAAAAGUCAUUAACAGAAAUACGAAAACGGAUUCAAUUGAAACAUCCAAAUUGGAAUAUAAAUAAUAUUAAGGAUUUUGAAAAGAUUCUACAAUUGAAUAACAUAUAUUCCAUUGAUGAGAAUAAUUUAUUUACUUAUGAUAAGUUAACUACUUUCAAUGGAAUUGAUUCACAGCUAAUUGAUUCUGAGUUCCCUUGUGACUUACUUGAAGUUAUGAUCGACCCUACAUGUCUUAAUAAAGGUAGAGGUCUUUAUUUGAAAAAAAAUUUGAAAAGAGGUGAAAUAAUUGCUAAAGACAUAGUGCCUAUUGUUCAAAUACCUCCAUUGGAAAAAUUAUAUUUGAUUGAUUUGGGUAAAGUUUGCUCCUUAUGUGGUACUUCAAUUAAACACUCAAAGCAAUUUAUUAUGACCCACAAUUUGGAUUGUAAUAAUUGCCAAUCUAUUUGGUGUUCGAAGUACUGUCUUAAAAAUGAUAAAACCCAUAGUUAUUUAAACCAUUUAAAAUCUAAAAUAAAAAAGGAUAAGAUUGAUCUGAAAAAUUGGAAAAUUUAUUUGAAUUUCAUUAAAAAAAAUAAUUUUCAGCCAGGGUUUGUCAUUGCUUUAAUUUAUACCUCAAUAUUAAUCGAAAUAUUGGUCGAAAAAAAUUCCAAUGAUUUAAAUGAUUCAGUAAUUUUUAAAAAAUUCAACUCCUUAGCAACAGUUUCGCAAAAGAUUCGAUACGACCAUUGUGGUUCUACAAAUAUUGGUGGGUCAUUAGAUAAGUACAAUAGAUUAUUCGAUACAACUACUGUGCUGAGUACAACGACAAAUUUAAAUUCAAAUAUUAGAAAUAAUAAACAUGACCAAAAGAAGGAAAAUAAAAUUGAUGACUUUAAUGAAUUAUGGGAAACUGCUUAUGAUUUAUUUACAAAGACGUUCCCAAGUUGUGUUAAUGAUCAUAACUUAACUUACGAAAAAUAUUUAAAUCUUAUUGGUAGAUUUAAUAUCAACCAAAUUAAUGGUCAAUUAUACCCUAUUGCUUCAUUAAUUAAUCAUAAUUGUCAACCAAAUAUUCAUAUUGAAGUCUCUGAUAGUAAUUCCUUGUCAUUAACAUUAAUCACAAGAAGAAAUAUUAACAUAGAUGAAGAAUUACUUACUACUUAUAUUAAUCCUUUACAUGGUGUCAAAUUAAGAAGAAGAGAAUUGUUAGUGAAUUGGGGGUUUUUAUGCCAUUGUGAACGUUGCGAGAAAGAAUUAAAAUCUAGAAGAUUGCUAACCUCAGAAAUUAUAAAAAACAAUGAUAAUGGAAGCACAUCAACUAAUUCAGCUGGUGAACUAUCAAUGAUUAAUACUUCUGAAAGUUCAACAAUUCCAACUCCAACCUUAAGCUCUCUUUCAAACUCUUCAACUUCGUGUAUUAUUACCCCAUCUAUCACAGUGAACUCCUAUAAUAAACCAAUUGACACACCAGCUUCUAGCAGUCUUUCCAAUUCAAAUGUGUUUAAUCCUAAUAUAGAUUCCAAGAGAAGAAAAUCCUCCAUGAGAGCUUCAAGACCAGAUAUAAAUGAGUUGCUGAAAAAUGGUGAAGAAUUUGAUUUAGAUAUUCCAGAAAGCAUUGGCUUUAAAAAUAGAAGGACUUCAGUUAGAUUUAAUAAUGAUGUUACAUUAGCAGUUGAUGAAUAA
Messenger RNA from Henningerozyma blattae CBS 6284, 1935 nucleotides. It is a transcript of the gene SET5, whose product is annotated as S-adenosylmethionine-dependent methyltransferase. NCBI's taxonomy places the organism in Eukaryota, Fungi, Ascomycota, Saccharomycetes, Saccharomycetales, Saccharomycetaceae. The record is from RefSeq and is a predicted model, not a curated record. The coding region runs from base 1 to 1935 and encodes 644 amino acids. The transcript has a single exon. Gene Ontology annotation, molecular function: protein binding.